Molecule: messenger RNA, 1193 nt
Organism: Oppiella nova
Lineage: Eukaryota; Metazoa; Arthropoda; Arachnida; Sarcoptiformes; Oppiidae
Source: the annotation of a GenBank genome assembly
AAUUUAUUAUAACAUAGUUAUUAUAAAUCUAUUAUAAAGUCAUCAACCAUUGUGAGCAAGAUAUAAUGUCAGCCAAAACCUAUAAGAAAGUAUCGGUAUUGAAAUUAUCUACCAGUGCUCGCGUUGCCGCACAGGUAGUAGAGGUGCCACUGAGGGAGCCGUCAGAAAAUGAGAUACUUGUGCGCAAUCUGUACGCCGGUGUGAACGCCACGGAUAUGAACAUAAUUGCCGGUAGAUACCUGACCGCUGACGGGAAACUACCCUUUGAUAUCGGACUAGAAUACAUUAGACCGGAUGAAUUCAAGCCACUACCCGGCAAUAAACCGGAAUACCUGGCACUACUAGAUUGCGGACUCACUGCUACCAUUGGCCUGGAUCAUGCUGGCCACAUAGCGCAUGGUGAAACUGUAUUAAUAACCGCUGCUGCCGGUGGCACAGGUCACAUCGGUGUUCAAUGGGCUAAACGGAAAGGCUGUCACGUGAUUGGCUUAUCGUCGGCACCGGCGAAGAUACAGGUGCUGAAGGAGUUGGGCUGCGAUCGUGUGAUUAACUACAGGACCGAGAAUUUGGAUGAAGUCCUGAGCCGUGAAUACAAAUCGGGGAUUGACGUGAUUUGGGAGACAAUCGGCGGUCAGACGUUUGAAACGCUGUUCAAACACCUGGCAGUCGGCGGUCGACUAGUAAUCGUCGGUUCAAUCAGUGGUUAUAAGUAUGAGAACAACGACUCACCCGUUGUUACCAUUCCAGACAUCAAUAUGAAGGGUCAGCAUAUACUGGACCAUAUAGACGAGGCUCGCAUAUCGGACUAUACCAUACAAUAUCUGUUUAACGUCCCGACGGCUACCGCCAAACAAAACGCCCAAAAAAUACAAAAUGCUUUCCGGAGUCUAACCGAACAGUUCGAUGGGAACUCAUGCCUACAGCUCCGGGAGGACCAGAUGGGUAUCGGGCCCACCUCUAACUGCUACGUACUUCUCGGUGGGCAAAUUAUGCGAGCCGUUGACCUGGGUAAUGUGGACGUGGUGAUUGGUGAAAGGGCAUUUUCGGGUCAAGAGCAAUACCAUUUGUCGCACCCGUCUAUGUACCAGUUUUAUCUCGGUCCAUUGGUGGUCAGUGUGCUUGAAAAUAAGGUAUGCCCCAAUAUGGAUGAUAAUAAUUCUACCCAGAUCAUCGGAGAGUUUGUUAAACAAUAA